AUGGUCUCUGCCGCAGGGCACGGCGCUUUCGGCGGGAGCGGGAACGACAAGGUAGCUCACUGGGUGCAGUUCGUGGCGUCUGUGCAGGAUGCCCCAGCAGAUACUCACCCGCUCAUCUUCUACGCGGGCACGGCCCGGGCGCUUGCCGAGUUCAUUGGGUCAGUGGAGCCCACGGAUUACGCAGAAGAGAAGAUGCGUGAUUUUGUCAUCAGUAGCUUGCAAGUGAACGCUGUUCCUUUCGACCAGGACCAAGAUGAGCAAUGGGAAAACUUCAAGCUCAAACCUGCCCACAUCACCUUGGCCCUCAAGGUCCAAACGAAGGCGAUGCGUGAGUUCCCGUCGGGCUGCCCGGGCUCCAGCAGCGCCGCGGACCAGACUGCCCAGGCCAUUGCAGAGUGGGCCAAGGUGCAACACGCCAAGGCGGAGAAAGAAGCAAAGCGCGGGACGUCGAGCUUCAACUUGCAGGACAGGAUCGCUGAAGUGGGGCUCCGGUGCGUCCAAGGAUAUUUACUCCCCACAGAAGAGGCUCUGCUCCGAAUGGAGAAUCUCCCGUCGGCGAAGAUUGCCAGGGGUAAGGGCCGGAAAUGGGUGGGCUCCUCUGAGGGAGAAGAUCUGCUUGCGAACUUCCGCCCAGGCUUUUCGAAAACGCCUAAACUGGACGUCCUCGUGGGCAGCGGGACCAUCGGUGACAAAGAGCGGAUCGGCUUUAUGGGCUUCGCGAAUUUUCUCGGUCACCUCCACGAUUGGGGCACCAAAAUGGUUCUCUCCAAGGUGAUCACGCCCGUGCAGUACUGGGCGUACGAGAUGCAAUUAGGCCAGGGCGACCAGGUCGAGGUCUUGCUGUGCAGGCUGGAUCGUGACGUGCUGGAGGACGCCUCGCACAAGGUCAAGCAGCGCGCCGAGGAGGUCAACCGGGCCAACUCGAAGCAGACGAGCGGCCCGGCGUCAUCGCAGGGGUACGCGCCUUCGCAAGGAGGCAAGCCGGGAUCGCAGGGCAAGGGGGGCCAGAAGGGUGGCAAGCCAGACAAAGGCGGAAAGCAGAGCAAGCCCGCCAGGCCGGCCCCGACCACGCCCCAGCGCUCCAGGAGCCCGCCCAAAGGCAAGGGCGCAGCUUCUGCGCAGUGGCACACCAAAGGCCAGGAGAAGAAGUGGUCCAGCUGGUGA
Prorocentrum cordatum is the source of this 1164-nucleotide messenger RNA. Lineage: Eukaryota; Dinophyceae; Prorocentrales; Prorocentraceae. The record is from the annotation of a GenBank genome assembly.